AUGAAGGGCCGCAGGUUUCUGCUUUUCGUGGUCUUCUGUUUCGUGGCCUUGUCUCCUUUCCUGAACAACAUCGAAGCACGGCAAGAUCCUACCUGGGAAGCAUCGAAGAAGGAGCUGAAUGGAGGGCCAGAAGAGAGAAGGAUGCUGAGUCAGAUUCAACCGAGAGACGAUCAGGAUGCCUUGCGACAGGUCGCUUUCAGCGUUUUCCAAGACUACGUCCAGUGCAACAAGAACGCUGGAAACAUGCUGCGGCUUGCUUUUCAUGGUCAAUCCGUUUUGAAAUUCAAUUUCGGAAUUGUCGAAGCGGCUCGUGAAGACAUCAACAGACUGAGCGGCCUUCCCUCCAUCUCGUACGCUGACGUCAUCCAGCUCGGUGGUGCAUUCGCUGUCGAAACCUGUGGAGGUCCUUCCAUUCCUCUCACGCUUGGGCGGGUGGAUGCGUCAGGCCCUGACAUCGUCAGCAACCUCCCAGGAAUAGCGAGGAACACCUCUCUGCUCCAGGACUACUUCAACGCUAGCGGCUACGAUACCGCAGAACUCGUGGCAAUGAUGGGAGGCCACACCCUGGGAAUCUCGCGGGGGUUCCAGCCAUUGGGACGGCUGGACCCAACUCCUGAGGUUUUCGACAACGCCUAUUUUCAGAUGCUGCUACAAGGGGGCGGGUCGUUUGGUGUUGACCAGUGCCUUAUGGAUGACCAGAAGUUUGCUUCAAUCGUAGCCACGUAUGCCGAGAAUCAAAGCCAAUUCUUUGAGGACUUCGUGAGUGCGUACGUUAAGAUGUCCCUGUUGGGCAUCAGCUAG
Molecule: messenger RNA, 801 nt
Organism: Klebsormidium nitens
Lineage: Eukaryota; Viridiplantae; Streptophyta; Klebsormidiophyceae; Klebsormidiales; Klebsormidiaceae
Source: the annotation of a GenBank genome assembly